Trichechus manatus latirostris (Florida manatee) is the source of this 2971-nucleotide messenger RNA. RefSeq names its product ssemaphorin 4F (gene SEMA4F). Bases 85 to 2397 code for a protein of 770 amino acids. Gene Ontology annotation, cellular component: plasma membrane. The transcript has 14 exons. Gene Ontology annotation, biological process: negative chemotaxis; semaphorin-plexin signaling pathway; axon guidance. Lineage: Eukaryota; Metazoa; Chordata; Mammalia; Sirenia; Trichechidae. The record is from RefSeq and is a predicted model, not a curated record. Gene Ontology annotation, molecular function: chemorepellent activity; semaphorin receptor binding.
CGAGUGGGGCCGAGGCCCGCGGCGCUGUGUCUGGGAGCCGAGGCGGCAGGGCGCACCCCAUCCGACAGCCAGGCGGAGCCAAAGAUGCCGGCCUCUGCUGUGCAGCCCUGCCUGGGCCUUGGUUCGCCUCCGGCCUCGCCCUUCCCGCUGCUGCUGCUGGCGGUGCUGAGCGGCCCAGUGUCCGGCCGUGUCUCCCGUUCGGUGCCCAGAACCUCCCUUCCCAUCUCUGAGGCUGACUCCUACCUCACCCGGUUUGCUGUCCCUCAGACACGUAAUUACUCUGUUCUCCUUGUGGACCCUGCUUCCCACACUCUUUAUGUCGGCGCCCGGGACACCAUCUUCGCUUUAUCUCUGCCCUUCUCAGGGGAGAGACCCCGCAGGAUUGACUGGAUGGUGCCUGAGGUGCACAGACAAAACUGUAGGAAGAAAGGCAAGAGGGAGGACGAAUGUCACAAUUUUGUACAGAUUCUCGCCAUUGCCAAUGCUUCUCACCUCCUCACUUGUGGCACCUACGCUUUUGAUCCGAAGUGCGGGGUUAUUGAUGUGUCCAGUUUCCGGCAGGUUGAAAGACUUGAGAGUGGCCGGGGGAAAUGUCCUUUUGAGCCAGCUCAGCGGUCAGCAGCUGUAAUGGCUGGGGGGGUCCUCUAUGCUGCCACUGUGAGAAACUACCUGGGAACGGAGCCAAUUAUCUCCCGGGCUGUGGAUCGCGCUGAGGACUGGAUUCGGACAGAGACCUUGCCAUCCUGGCUUAACGCCCCAGCCUUUGUUGCAGCCGUGGCUUUGAGCCCAGUCGAGUGGGGGAAUGAAGAUGGAGAUGACGAAAUCUACUUCUUCUUUACGGAGUCUUCCCGGGCAUUGGACUCAUACGAGCGCAUUAAGGUCCCACGGGUGGCCCGCGUGUGUGCGGGGGACCUUGGGGGCCGGAAGACCCUCCAGCAGAGGUGGACGACGUUUCUCAAGGCUGACCUGCUGUGUCCAGGGCCUGAGCAUGGCCGGGCCUCCAGUGUCCUGCAGGACAUGGCCAUACUUCGACCUGAGCAUGGAGCAAGGACCCCCAUCUUUUAUGGCAUCUUUUCCUCUCAGUGGGGGGGAGCUGCCAUCUCUGCUGUCUGUGCCUUCCGACCACAAGACAUUCGGACAGUGCUGAACGGCCCCUUUAGAGAGCUGAAACAUGACUGCAACAGGGGACUGCCUGUCCUAGACAAUGAUGUGCCCCAGCCUAGACCUGGAGAGUGCAUCACCAACAACGUGAAGCUCCAGCAGUUUGGCUCAUCUCUCUCCCUGCCUGACCGUGUACUCACCUUCAUCCGGGACCAUCCACUCAUGGACAGGCCAGUGUUUCCGGCUGCUGGCCAUCCCCUGCUGGUCACUACAGAUACAGUCUAUCUCAGAGUUGUGGCCCACAGGGUGACCAGCCUCUCAGGGAAGGACUAUGAUGUCCUCUACCUGGGGACAGAGGAUGGACACCUCCACCGAGCAGUACAGAUUGGAACCCGGCUCAGCGUCCUUGAGGAUCUCGCCUUAUUCUCAGAGCCACAGCCAAUUGAGAACAUGAAAUUGUACCAGGGCUGGCUCCUGGUUGGCUCCCAUACCGAGGUGACACAAGUGAACACAACCAACUGUGGCCGUCUCCAGAGCUGCUCAGAGUGCAUCCUGGCCCAAGACCCUGUCUGUGCCUGGAGCUUCCGACUGGGGGCUUGUGUGCCCCAUACCAGGGAGCAUGGAGGGCUGGUGCAAGGCAUGGAGUCAGCAGACAUCUCCUCUUUGUGUCCCAAGGAGCCUGGAGAACACCCGGUAGUGUUUGAAGUUCCUUUGGCAACAGCUGCACACGUGGUCUUGCCGUGUUCCCCAAGCUCAGCGUGGGCAUCCUGUGUAUGGCACCAGCCUGGUGGAGUGACUGCACUCACCUCCCGGCGGGAUGGGCUGGAGGUGGUGGUGACCCCAGGGGCCAUGGGAGCCUACGCCUGUGAAUGUCAGGAGGGUGGGGCAGCGCGAGUAGUAGCGGCUUACAGCUUGGUAUGGGGUAGCCAACGGGCGCCCCCAAGCCGGGCCCACACAGUGGGGGCUGGGCUGGCUGGCUUCUUCCUGGGGGUUCUUGCAGCAUCCAUGACUCUCCUCUUAAUUGGUCGGCAUCAGCAGCGACGGCGGCAGAGGGAACUCCUGGCACGAGACAAGGUGGGCUUGGACCUGGGGGCCCCACCGUCUGGAACCACAAGCUACAGCCAGGACCCUCCCUCCCCCUCUCCUGAAGAUGAGCGGCUGCCCCUGGCCCUGGCCAAGAGGGCCAGUGGCUUUGGUGGCUUUCCUCCACCCUUCCUGCUUGAUCCUUGCCCGAGCCCAGCCCACAUUCGGCUAACUGGGGCUCCUCUAGCCACGUGUGACGAAACAUCCAUCUAGAGCUGGGCAAAUGACCACUAGUGCAUGGUGAUCACUGGAAUAGAGUGACCACUGAUAUGUGGGGUCACUGGGCCAGAAAGACCAUCAGGACCUCCAGUUGUCUUUAAGUCUGAGUGACCACUUAGACUUCAGUAUCUGCCCUUUCUGGGCCUGGACAGGCUAAUGUCCAAGACAGGCCUUUGCCUGAUUCCUGAUUCCCAUGAGAGGUCAGAGCUUCUGCUCUGUAGCUAAUCUAGGCUUUUCCCAACCCUGCCCUCUGAACCCCUGUGACCCCUUCAGCCCUGGCCCCUAUCUUGGGCCCCUUAGUUUUGGGGAUGGGGCAUAAGACACAACUAGGACUUCGGCGUCUGUUUGGGCCCUGGCCGCUUCUGGUUGGGCCCUGGCCAGAAGGAAAAGCCAAGGAGGUGGUUGGGGCUAACAGACGCUGAGUCCUUGAGUGGUUUGCUGAUUCUCACAGUUUAUCUGACUCUCUGUAGGGGAGUGCAUGGUCCCCAUGUUGCAACAUGGAAUCUCUGCCCUGAGAUCUCCCCCUUCCCAAUUCUCCUUUCAUGAAAGAGCAUGUGUAAAUACAUGG